CCCCCCCCCCGCCCCUUCCCGAAGCUGGGACUUCAGAGCGUGACAGCGAGCAUCCGGAGUUGGGUACCGACCCCAGCGAGAGAAACCCAGCCCCAGCUCAGCGGCGGACACAGCAGCGGAAAUGUCCUCCCUCUGUGGGCCCCCUUAGAGCCACAUCUGACAGGCCAGGAUCGUCUUCCUCACCGCCCGCCAUAGACCCCAGCCUGAGGGUGGCCCAGGGGGGGUUAUUUGGCAGGACACGAUGACCUGCUUUUCAUCCUGUGCUCUGCUGGUGCUACUCCUGCAGGGAUCUCUCUCUGCCCUCCACCCCUGCCCUCCACAGUGUGUCUGUGAGACUCGCCCAUGGUUCACCCCACAGUCUGUCUAUCACGAGGCCCGCACGGUGGACUGCAAUGACCUGUUGCUGACCCGAGUGCCGGGCAAUCUCUCCUCGGACACUCAGGUUCUUCUGCUGCAGAGCAAUAAGAUUUCCAGGGUCAGCGGGGAGCUCCAGCACUUGUCCAACUUGACCGAACUUGACCUCUCCCAAAACCACUUCUCUAGAAUCAGCGAUGCUGGGCUGGCUAACCUCUCGCACCUCAUUACGCUUUACUUAGAGGAGAACCAGGUGGAGGAACUGCCUGAUCACUGCUUGGGUGACCUGGUGUCCCUGGAGGAGCUUUACAUCAACCACAACCGCAUCUCCUCCAUUGAGCCCUUGGCAUUUGCCGGCUUGACCAGCCUGCUCCGACUGCACCUCAAUGCCAACCGUCUCCGUGCCAUUGACCACCGCUGGUUCCUCUCUCUCCCCAACCUGGAGAUCCUGAUGAUUGGAGAGAACCCCAUCUCCCAGUUAGAAGGCGGCAGCUUCCAGCCACUAGGGCGGCUUCACAGCCUUGUCUUGGCUGGGAUGGAGCUCAGCGAGGUCCCCUCUGAUGCGUUCCAAGGCCUGGACUACCUGGAGAGUGUGUCCUUUUAUGACAACCAUCUUCCCCAUGUCCCCACCAGGGCGCUGAAGAGUCUGCCUCUCUUGAAAUUUCUGGACCUCAACAAGAAUCCCAUCACAGAAUUACAGGCAGGGGACUUCAAGGAUAUGCUGCACUUGGAAGAAUUGAGCCUCAAUGGCAUGAGGGACCUGACAGGCAUCCACAAAGGUGCUUUUGAGAACCUUCCAGAGCUAGCCAAGCUUGAGCUGUGCAACAAUCCGCGUCUCUCCUACUUGCACCCAGAAGCCUUCCAAGGGUUGCCGGCUCUUCGCACGCUGCUAGCUAGCAACGCAGCCCUCAGUCUCCUCCCACUAGGCCUGACAGGCACCUUGCCAGCUUUGGCUGAGCUCAGCCUCUACGGAAACCCAUUACGCUGUGACUGCCCAGAGGCCUGGGAACCAUUAGCGAGGGGACAUAUCCAGCUGAUCGAGUCCCAAACCACUCUCUGCACCUUACCCUCAGCAGCUGCAGGGCAACAGCUCCAAGAAGCACUGAAAAGCAGCAUGGGGGGGACUUGCUUGCCAGAAAUCUCCUCCAAGGAUCUGCCAGAGCGGCUGGAGAUCUCAUCGGGCUCGACAAUAUCUCUGGAUUGCCAGGCAAGCUCAGAACCACCACCCCAAUUCCACUGGAUCACACCACUGGGGGGCAAAGUGACCACAGGGACAGGGAGGCUGCAUCUGAGGGCAGGGGGAACCCUAGAGAUUGGCUCAGCCAACCCAACAGACUCAGGAAUCUAUACUUGUGUGGCAUGGAACGGACUAGGAUCCACCAGCAGAAGUGUGGCUGUUGCCGUGAUUGGAGAAAGACCCAUCACCCCUGCCAGGCUGCUGGUCCUUGCUAAGAAAGUACAGUCCCAUUUUGUGGUGGUGGAGUGGACAACGUCCUUCAUAGAGGGGCCGGGAAACGAGAGGGGUGAUGAGUCAGCCACUCCCCAUCCACCUUCUCCGUCACUGUGGUCAUCAGCCACCAUGCGCAUCCACAACCCUCACCUGAGCUACACCGCCCGGGUUCCCAUAGGUAUCCGGGAGUUCAACCUCACACACCUGCAGCCUGCCACCCGUUACGAGAUCUGCCUUACUGUCAUGUCCUCCAUGCCCAAAUCCUUAGAGGCUGCUGGUGGUGACUCUGGUGUGUCCCCAUCCUUAGCCACCUCCACAAGCUCUUCAGCAUCUUCUGCGACUCCUUCAGAAACGGCCUUAGCAACCACAGGGGCGUCUGUGUCUCCUCUGGAUUCCUUGGCAACUUCCAAAGGCUCUUUAACAUCUCCCAGGGGCCACUUAGCCACCGUGGUUUCCUUAGCGACCUCCAAAGGCUCUUCUGCGCCCCCUACAGGUCCCUCGGCAACCUCCACCUUCCCUCCACCCCUCCGGCCGCUGCCCCGCACGCAGCGCUCCUGCCUCAACGUCACCACCAAGGAGGCCUCACUCUCUGUGGAGCUGGUGGGCGGGUGGGCAGGAGGGGCAGCAUUGGCUGCUGUUACCGGCUCGCUGCUGGCGGCUCUGAGCGCUGUGCUCCUGCUUCUCUGUGCCUCACGGCGACUCAAGGAGAAAGGGUGCCGCCAUUCCCUCAAGAAGUACAUGCAGCAUGCCGCUGCCAUUCCGCUCAAUGAGGUCUACCCUCCCCUGAUCAGCUUGUGGGAUGCUGAGGGAGACCCGCCCAUGCCAAUGGCCCCACUGGCCCAAUUAGCUCCACCCACACUGACUCCUCCACCUCCUGCCCCUGCAGGGCACACGCUCCUGCUACCGCCCCCUCCUGGCCAGAUUGACACUUCCAAGACCUAUCUAUGGCAGCAGCCAUGAAUUAGAUGCAAGGAGGGCAAACACACCUCUUAAUUGUGUGUGUGGGGGGGGGAACCUCCCUUCCCCACGGAUUUUAGGGUAUAGGAGUGGGGCUUCCAGACCUUCCCGACUCAUGUCCUUGCCUCUCCCCUUGCACACACAUGCGCACCCACAUGCACCACCAUCUAGAGAGCACCAGGAUCCUGGAUGUGGUUGUUUUUUUGCCAAGGUCUCACUGUGUAGUUGUAGCCAAAAAGGGAGAGGAGUAUCAGGUGGAUGACAGGGCCCCUGGGACAGUGUAGCCCCUGGGGGGCAGGAAAAAAAGAGUUCUGAAUAAAGUUGUUGAGACAAAGA
Hemicordylus capensis (graceful crag lizard) is the source of this 3097-nucleotide messenger RNA. RefSeq names its product leucine-rich repeat neuronal protein 1-like. Gene Ontology annotation, cellular component: plasma membrane. The record is from RefSeq and is a predicted model, not a curated record. Bases 242 to 2764 code for a protein of 840 amino acids. Gene Ontology annotation, molecular function: protein binding. The transcript is spliced from 2 exons. NCBI's taxonomy places the organism in Eukaryota, Metazoa, Chordata, Lepidosauria, Squamata, Cordylidae.